Messenger RNA from Morus notabilis, 848 nucleotides. RefSeq lists its product as uncharacterized. Lineage: Eukaryota; Viridiplantae; Streptophyta; Magnoliopsida; Rosales; Moraceae. The coding region runs from base 134 to 637 and encodes 167 amino acids. The transcript is spliced from 2 exons. The record is from RefSeq and is a predicted model, not a curated record.
CUUCCUAAAAAAAAAAAAAAAAAGCAUCUAUACUAGUGACUUGACUUGGGUAUAUAAAUAAACCAGUGAAAUUUUCCUUCCAAGCUCAGAACUAGUAAACCACUCUCUCUCUCUCUCUCUCUCUCAAUCAACAAUGGCAUCUCCCUCCAUCUCUCUCUACCUCAUCCUUCUCACCCUCCUCUCAACGGCCAAUUUCUGCUUCCCCAGAUCGAAUCUGAACCGUCCAAUUCCAUUGAACAGUCCGAACACAGACGUCCACGAUCUCCUCCCCAAGUACGGGCUCCCUCGAGGACUCCUUCCCGACAACGUCAAGUCGUACACUCUCUCAAACGACGGAGCGUUCGAGAUUGAACUGUACGACACUUGUUACAUUAAGUUCGACCGCCUCGUUUACUACGAAAAGACCGUCAAGGGGAAAAUCAGCCGCGGCAAGGUCUCCGAUGUUUCUGGAAUUCAGGCGAAGAAGGGAUUCUUUUGGGUUUCAAUUUCUGGGAUUAUUGCGCAUCCCGAGAAGAACAAAAUCGAGUUUAAAGUUGGCUUCUUGAGUGAGGAGCUUUCUGCCCAACAGUUUGAGGUUGUUCGCUCUUGUGACAAAAACUCACUUCUGCCUUAUAAUCCGCUUCUUCAGUCUAUUUGAGGAAACUGAAGCACAAAAGGAUACAUUUGAAUCUGUCAUGAUCGACGAGUACUUAGUGAGAUGUUUUAAUUUAAUUUCACAAACUAUAUAUCUUUGUUAAUAUGAUUAUGGUAUUUAAAGUGCUGUAGUUUCACUUUAUGUCAAUAAAGUUAUAGUGUACCAUUUCACACUUUAUAUUUUAUCUCCUGUUUAAAUUUCUUUGGAGAAAAAA